GAUUUUAUUUGCCCCCUGGACUUGCCUCAGCCCGAGACCACCAGAAACAGCAUGGACCCCAACCACCUGCUCGUUCUACUCUGCUUCACCAUCCCCAGCUCUGCAUGGAUCGUUCCCCAGCCAACAAAGAACGUCUGGAAGACGCUGGCACAAGCCCUUGGGCAGGACAACAUCUGUUUGUCCACCUCUUCCGCUGCCGACCCAUUCCUGUUCUGCCUUGUAGGGAUCCAAUAUAAAUUAGAUGAUUUCCCCUUCACCUUCCCUAACCCCACCGCUUCUCCCAGCAAGAAAGCCUGCUCCUUCACCAUCCACCAGCUGGACACGUGGAGAUGGGUCAAACUGCUCCCCCUGAUGGAAGAUAGUCCCCAGGAAUUGGACCUACUUGGAUACUCUCCCUCUUGUACCUGUAUUCAUUUUGAUGUUACCCCAGAUCCCCAGGACUGGCCUAAAAUUGAAGUCAGACAAUCUAAUCAAGCCUACACCGCAAAGGAAUGGUGCCAACGAGUAAUCAAAAUCCCUAUGUUUUCCACCCCCGACAACCGUCCCCAUUCCCUCCCAAAAGGCACAUUCUUAAUUUGUGGCACCCGGGCCUGGGCUGGCAUCCCCCCUCACCUUAUUGGAGGCCCUUGUAUCUUCGGCCAGUUGAGCCUGUUUAUCCCCAACCAGACAAAAAUUUCUCAUUGGAAACAGAUUAAUGGAACCUUCCAAUUGGCUCGGCUAAAACGGGAUACCGAACUCAGUAAUCUGGAUAAAAAUUGUGACUCUGAAAUUUUUCAUUGGUCCAAGCCAAAAGGCAUGGACACAAUUGUGUUUUUACCAUGGGUGGCCAUUGCCCAUGCCUUCAGGGAAUUGGCCGGCCUGGAGUGCUGGGUGGUGAAACAGGCCAAUGUUACCUCAACUGCGCUUGCUGGUCUCCUAUUAGAUGAGGAGGUAACAAGGCAGGCAACCCUCCAAAAUCAGGCAGCCAUUGACUUCCUCCUCCUGCUCCAUGACCAUUCCUGUGAAGAAUUUGAGGGCUUGUGCUGUAUGAACUUAACAUCCAAGGGUGGUGAUGUCCGGAAAGCAAUCAAUAAAUUGCAAGAUAUGAUUAAAGACAUCAAAAAGGAGACUGGGGAUUGGUUGAGUGUCCUGGUUUGUAAGAUAAGCUUGUAUUCUAUUUGCCAUCUGUUGGAGGUUGGGUAGGUUUAUUAUCUCUUCCAAGAAUGAUGGUUUG
Lonchura striata (white-rumped munia) is the source of this 1213-nucleotide messenger RNA. RefSeq lists its product as uncharacterized. The record is from RefSeq and is a predicted model, not a curated record. NCBI's taxonomy places the organism in Eukaryota, Metazoa, Chordata, Aves, Passeriformes, Estrildidae. Gene Ontology annotation, molecular function: RNA stem-loop binding.